AUGGUGGCAACCUUCUCUGUGCAUCGCGAGAACACGUGGGUCGACGACGUGGUUUUGCGACGGGCGCAGUUCGGCAAGGCGGUGCGUGAUCUAGCGUCAGAGGCACCCCUUCCGCUACUGCCUGGAGCUUCGGGCACGCUCGACCCAUCUAGGCAUGGACGGGUCAACGGUUAUGUGGUUGUGGCUCUCGGGAGGCGCAGUGGCUCGAUGGAGGCUGUUGGUCACCUGGUGGUGACAGUGACGGAUACAGGCAUCCAGCCAGCCAUUGGAGAGGUCCCAUUCGCCAUUCCAUUCUGUUUAGCUACUCCAGCCAGCCCCACUGACCGGCCCCAGCUUCCACUUCUUCUCCUCGACCUCAUUCUGUCUGUCCCGUGCUUGCUCUGCUGCGUGUGGAACCAAAUGGAGAAGGCGGCGAGGAGGCGUCAGGUGCCGGCGUUCGGGGAGUGGAACUACUACCACCACUAUGACGACCCGGAGGCUGCCGCGGUGGCGCCGCCCGCCCUGGCGUACUGCUACGCCACGCCCGAGCCGGAGGCGUGCAGCGACGUGUGGUUCAGGUACUCGCCGCCCCAGCACAAGCCGAUGCCCACCAAGAAGCCGAGAAGGAGGGUGCCGGACGGUGACAGUGAUGCGUCCCUGGAGAAGAAGGGACGGCGCGCGAGGCCGGCGUCGGAGGCUGUCGGAGGCUGCCGCGGCGGCGGCAGCCUGGCGCGCGCCACUAGGGUGGUCCGGCCCGUCGACGAGGACCUGUACCAGGUGCCGCCGCCGGAGCUCGCCGCCUCCCACAAGCGCCGACCCAGGAGGAGGAGCCUUUGGAUGGGCUGCCUGGGGUGCGUGGCCUGA
Molecule: messenger RNA, 843 nt
Organism: Lolium rigidum
Lineage: Eukaryota; Viridiplantae; Streptophyta; Magnoliopsida; Poales; Poaceae
Exons: 3
Coding region: 1-843 (280 amino acids)
Source: RefSeq, a predicted model, not a curated record